AUGUCUCUAGCAUCGCUUUACUUAAAUCUAGCCCGGGAUUUGUUGAGGUCGGCCGGUCUCGACCUCCGCCAGUCCCAUGCGCAAGCAAACUCGGCCGACCAAGCGAGCAAAAGACUAUUUUGGAGCAUAUAUAUCCUAGAACAACUCUACGGCGCGCACAGCAACAGGACCAUCUCCAUGAAAGGCGGUCUAGAUAACCUUCGUUACUGCGUCAGCGUCGGCGACCAUGCCCGGCGCGCCUUAGCUCUAGAACCACCCGUGGUACCCGAGGAAGUCUCACAUCACGGCGACGCCAAAGAUCUCGGGAUCUGGAACUAUACAGUCUGCCUGAGCGCUUAUUGGAAUGAGGUGAGAAACUACAUCUUGCUCUGUGCCUCCGACACCGAACGGGCACCGUGGGCCCCAGAGUCCUACUACACUCUGAUCGUCUCUUACAUGCAUGAACUGGAGACCCAGCUCCCGCAACCUCACCGAUGGGACUACAAGCGGUUUCUGCAAUGGUCGCCAGAUGCACUGGAGCGCGAACGCUCUUAUUGGGGACCGUGGCUGUUUUUCCAAUUCACCUACCAUGCCAUCUACACCAUCAUCAACCAUCCGUUUCUACUGACCUCGCGAUCGCAACCCUUGAAACUCAAAAUGCCCAAUACCUUCUGGAGAACCUCGUCCGAAUCGGUGCUGUUGCAUUCGACGUGGAUCAUACGUCUCAUCACCAUGACUCGGGACAAGGAAUUCGACCUCUUCGACCCCUUUCUGGGCUAUACUGCCGGCGUGGCUGCCAGCGCUCAACUGUUCUACUGUAGAUCCCAGAACGACGAGCUGAGACGGUCUGCACAAGACAACUUUGAGAAGUGCAAAACAUUCAUUGAACGCCAAGCUCAAGUCUGGCCGUGGUGUCAUCGAAUUAAACAAAAUCUCGAGAACCUCGUCGACCACGCCUUCGGCAGCAAUGCGGCACACCAGCCCACCCAGACCAUCUGUAUCGACACCACCGCGAUGCUGGAGAUUCUCGACUACAGUCGGCCGGGGGCCCCAGGGGGCGCUACUGAUGGUCCUGGCCGAGGCUUGUUCGACGGUAGUCUGUUACAGCUUCGCGACGACGGAGCUGGGGAUCAAGUAGCCACCAUUGAGAUUUCCGAAGAUAUGAGCGAAGCGGCUGGCCGGCCGGUCGCACCGCCCAUAUGGAGACCUGCAGCUGCGAGUACAACGACGACUACGGCGACGACUUCUGCAAACGACUACGAUCGGGGUCGUGGUCGUGAUCAGAACCAAAUCCAAAUCCAAAUUCAACAACAGAGCCAAUCUGACAUCUCUCUACCGACUCCAAGUGAUGCACCUUCCAACACGACCCCCGUCGAGCCGCUCCAUGAUACGGAGGUCUUUUCAUUGCCGGCCGACAACUUUACUGAUGGCAUGUUACAGGAUAUAUUCCAUCAAGACCUGCAGUGGUGGGAUGUCGGCAAUUCAUGA
This is a messenger RNA of Capronia coronata CBS 617.96, 1467 nucleotides long. RefSeq lists its product as uncharacterized. The record is from RefSeq and is a predicted model, not a curated record. Gene Ontology annotation, cellular component: nucleus. The transcript has 2 exons. Bases 1 to 1467 code for a protein of 488 amino acids. Lineage: Eukaryota; Fungi; Ascomycota; Eurotiomycetes; Chaetothyriales; Herpotrichiellaceae.